CAUAGACAGGACACGGGGGAGGGGCCAAACGACCGAACGAGAUGCACUUAUAGAAAUUUCAGUAGGAGUAUCAGAGAAAGCGGUAUUAUUGCUUGUCCUUGUCACAGUCUCACUUUUUGUUUGUUCCCCACCAAAAAUUUAGUAUGGUUUAUAGUGGGCAACAAAUAACCCGACCGAAAUACGUAGAUUGUUUUUAGUAUGUUGUCAGGAAUGUUAAAACGUGUUUUUAAUAAUAAUAUUGUCGCUUUGCGUAUGUUUUGUCCCUCACGGAGGCACGCGUAUAGCUCAUCUAUAUAAUACUAGGUCUAUGUUAUAUUUAUGUUUGUCCCUCUCAGACGCACGCGUAUACCACGUCUAUAAGAUACCACCAUCUAUGUCAAAAAGUUUAAACGUCAAAUACACGUCAACUCAAAUCAAAAUCAUUUUCGCUAGCGAUUAUGGAGCGUAAUGGUUUUGUGUUUCGUAAUAAACACGUUAUGUUUACAACUGGUAUUAAAACGGAAAACAGAAUUAACGAUAAAGACGUUUUAAUUGAAACAGAUGGCACGUUUAUAUUAGUCGUUAGGUAUAAAUAACACGGUUGUUUUGAUUAAUUUUCCUUUAAAAUGGAUCCUGAGGAUCAGAGUUCAGAUUUCACGAGAGUUGUUGACACUGUGAUGAGUUUAUUCGGUGAAGUGAUGACCCGAGAUGCUGUCUGCGCAAUCGUGGAGCACUGUGGUGGGGACUUGACUGAAGCAGUUGAUAUUAUUGUCAACAUGGCAGACGAUUCUUCUGUCAGCGAAUUAUCAAAUAAUGUACCAACGCCCAAUCAAUCUGCACACAAUGUUGCGGGAAAUCUAACUGUCUCACCAAAGCCCGACAAUACUGGAACCGUGGAACUCAUAACAAAAGAGACAGAAAGUCUAUCUGUAACAAGAAACCCACAAAAUACCAGUAUGCUGGAAUUACAACCUGGAUUAUCAUAUUCUGGAGCGUCACAAUCCAAAGGAGCAUACCCCAAACACCUUCCUAAACAAAGACCGAUCAACUCACAAAUAAGUAUAUGGACUCCACAAACUAAACAAAUUGUGGAAUACCACAAUAAAGGGAGUAGAACUUUGAUUUUAAUGAGAGGUCUACCUGGGAGCGGCAAGUCUUUCUUAGCACGGCAACUAGUUGAAACGAUGUGCCCAGGCAUGAAUUAUAAAUCCUUCAUAUUUACCACCGAUGACUUUUUCAUGCAUAGGGGAAGAUAUGAAUUUCAGAAGUACAUGCUUCCCGAGGCACAUUUAUGGAAUCAAAAUAGGGUACAAGAAGCAAUUGGACGCGGUUUAAGCCCUAUUAUCGUCGAUAAUACUAACGUGGAGAUACGGCACAUGGAGUCAUAUGUUAGGGCAGGAGUCCGGGGAGGCUACAUAAUAGAGGUCUUAGAACCUCAUACUCCAUGGGCCAAAAAAGUUGGCCAUUUGGCUCGAAAAAAUUCCCAUGACGUCAACAUUUCGACUUUAAAACGACUACUAGAUUCCUUCCAAGAUUGCCCGAACGGUGCUUUUUUAAUACAAAUUUUUGGGCUAUCAUAUCCUGCAGAUAAAGUCCCUCCAGUAAUGAGGAAUAUUCCACCUGUUUUUGAACAACUUGAUGAUCCAUCUCCACAUCAAACACGUCAAAGCCAGGUUGAAUCGGCGACAAGUCUGUCACGCCAGGUAUAUGAAGUGAGGCAAAAUCCGCCAUAUGUUUUGAGGACUGACGCGAUACAGCAGGAACAUCCUACUACAAGCCACAGCCAAGCUGACGAUGCUUCAAAUAAUACAUACGUGCCACUGUCAAAUGAGACACAGGCUGCUCCAACUCAGAAAAGCUUCUUAUCAUCCACUCAACAAUGCUCACAUAUAGAGCAUAUUAUAGAAACGACAAUAGAAAAUGAACAAGAAACAUCUGGUGAUAUUUCCUCUUUAACCACUAAUGACGCUGAAACAGCUCAUGAUGACAAUGAUCCAAUACAUAAAGUUGAGUUUGUAAAACUUGAAGAUGUGCGAAAGCAGUUAGAGCAAAUAGAAAAACUUGAAGAAGAAUGGGAAAAUGGAGAUGCAUGGAAUGAUGAUUCAAAAUCAACAGCAAGUUCUCUCACUGUAAAUGCUCCAGAGUUUGUUCCUAGACCACCUAGAAAUGCUGAAUUUAAUUCUACAGAACCAGAUAGAUUUUUGCCAUCCAGUUCCCAUUAUAACGAUUGGUCAAAGAUUUCAAUGUUCAUGCCAUCAUGGACUGAAUGUCAACCUACUAGUUUACUGGACACACCAAAUGUUGAAGUAGAGAUGGCAACAAAUGGCACUAGUGUAGAAUUUGGAGACACUGACGUCAAUAAUACAACCUUUAAAAUUCUUAUUGCUACACCUAGAGAUAUUAAUUUUUACUAUACGGGAUUAAACGAAGAAAAGAUUCCUAAUAAACGAAUGUUGGACAAAAGCAGUAUGACGAAUGAUCACGAUCACAUCGCGAUUGAAACUGUUAGGUGCAAAAAUGAAGAGAAACACUUUAUCGCUUUUAGAAAACUGUUCAAGAAUAUAUCCAAAGUGGAAUUGAGAGAUAUAUUUGACAAAUGUGUAGGCGAUGUAAACUGGGCUGUUGACAUUGUUCUAGACGGUAUGGCUAAUAAUCAAUUGCACACUAGUACUGGAGACAUUUCGGAUACAGAAGAUUUUGACGAUGAACAGUGUGACUGUCUAGCAGCAUACAACAUAAUACCAAACGUUAAUACACAGCCGAAAGCAACUAUACCCAUUCCAGAUCUAAGCCCAACUGAACUCGCACAAGCAAUAUCAGGACCUAGUACACCGAGAUUGAAAAAAGAGAAGAAUUUUUCGGAAUCAUCUAUACAGUUAAAACGUCAAAUAGAGCAAAACGUAGUCAUAUCUGACAAUCAUUACUCUAACCAUUGCCUUAAAAUAAGGAAAAUGCGCCGCGGUGAAGUGGACGAUGGUCAAGAAGUUUCACUACAACAAGAAACAGAAGAUAAAGAAAGAGACAGUCCUAUAGCUUCCACAUCAACUGCUGCCGAACCUGUAGCGGAGUCUUAUUUGAGUACAGAUGAUGACGAUUCUCAAACCGCUAGCAGUGAUGACGGCGAAAGAGUUGUCAAUGUUGAUUUAGGAGCAGUCUUUAUUUCAGAGCUAGACCACAUGUUUGGCCGGAACGAUAUGCUAUACCCAGAUAAUAUACUGACAAGGGUGAACAUGCCAGUUUCCUUGCUAAAUGAAAUUAACGCUCUUUGGAUUGAGUCGUUUAUGUAUCAAUUAGAUGAGCAGUCGCGCCAGUCGGAAAUAAUGCUACGUCAAGAUGAAGAAUUUGCGAGGCAGUUGGCUUUAAAAGAAGAACAAUUGGCUAAAGCGGGGCAAGAACCUGCUGUUCCAGACUUAAAAGACAUUAUGGAUAUGGAACUAGCGUUGUCCAUUUAUAAGAAGGAGAUAACGGCAGAAUGGCGCAAUAAUGUGCCUAAUGAUUUAGCCGCUAGAAUGACGAGAGAGAAACUGUACAAUUUGUUCCCUGACGUGAAUCCAGAAAUUCUCUCUGAACUUCUAAUGGCUCAUGACAACAAUUUUCAAGCUACUGUUGAGGUAUUAUUAUCAUCAACAGGCAAUGCCAAAAUACUGGAAGAAGAAAAUGGUGUAGCAAAAUUUAUAACUACAAAAGAACUAGAACGCCAUGAAAAGUUGAUUGAAGAACAAAAAAAGGCCCUGUCGGAAGUGGAGUGGCCCUUACUACCCAAAGAUGACAAGGUCGACAUGAACAUGGUGCAUGAGUACCGAACCAAAGCCAGCGAACAUCUGGAGCAGCGGAAUCUGUACCGACUGCGAGCCGAAAGCUACCUGGCGCGCAACAUGCCUCAAAUCGCCACGUACUACUCCGACGUGGCGGUGUUGCAUAAGAAGAAGUUCGACCACGCCAACAGUUUGGCGGCUGCUUCUCUGAUGCAGGUCCACGCAGCAAAAAACACGGACAAAUCCACAAUCGACCUUCACUUCAUGCGCGUCCUCGAAGCCAAAGAGACGCUAGACUUGUUCCUCGACUCCCACAUCCGCAAGUUGCGGGAGUCGCAGACGAAGGGGCCGCGGUUCCACACGCUGUUCUUCAUAACGGGCCGCGGCUUGCACAGUCCGGGCGGGCCGGUGAUAAAACCGGCCACCAAACGGAGGCUUCGUGAAAGGGGGAUUGCAUAUUCUGAACGCAACCCGGGGCUCCUGACGUCGCGGGUGUGCGCCGAGGACAAGCUGACGCACGAGUUCCAAUAGUACGCGCCCGCUCUGUGCCGCGGCCCCGCCUGCGUGCACCGCGCCGCGCUGCUACCCACCUUCCUCUACGUCUACCGCCACGUCGUCGGCCAACCCUGCCCCUUCGACACCGGGUACAUGCACGUAUCCCUCCUGCUCCCAGGUUUCGUGCUAAAUCACAAUCAGACCGUGUUCAGUUUUUGUGACGACCCCCCGCUUUUGGUGUGCACGACUAUUAUGCCGAUACCGGGCAGCUGGCUCGCUUUAUCUUAUACUUGGAUAGUUGAACGCAAUGGCGACCCGUUUAUUGUUAAUCCUCGGCCGUGAAAGAUGCCUCAGCUGUGAAUAUAAUACAUUUCGUAUUCAAGAGACGAUUCAACUGCUUGGAAGGUUCAAUAGGAAAAUCGCUCGAGGGUUCACAUUUCCUGAGUUAACCCAAAGUUUAAUUUGUAGAUAUAAUCUGCUCUCUCUGCAUUGUCCAGUUUUUCAAAAACAAAUAAAGAAAUUAAUAACAAGCAGCUCUGACUCGUCGACGAGGAUGUAUUUUGGUAUUGGAUUGUCAAUGUCAAGUGCCAACGGUGGGAAGUGCUGGUGGCCUAGCGGUGAGAGCGUGCGACUUGCAAUCUAGAGGUCGCAGGUUCAAACCCCGGCUCGUACCAAUAAGCUUUUCGGAACUUAUGUACGAAAUAUAAUUUGAUAUUUACCAGUCGCUUUCCGGUGAAGGAAAACAUCGUGAGAAAACCGGACUAAUCCCAAUAAGGCCUAGUUUACCCUCUGGGUUGGAAGGUCAGAUGGCAGUCGCUUUCGUAAAAACUAGUGCUAGUACGUCAAAUCAUGGGAUUAGUUGUCAAGCGGACCCCAGGCUCUCGUGAGGCGUAGCGAAAUGCCGGGAUAACGCGAGGAAGAAGAAUUGUCAAGUGCCAACGGUUCUUUCGUCUUGACAAUGCCAAGAAACCUUGCCAGCAUGUAUUAGCUCUCCGUGUUAACACUAAAUAGCAUUUCGGCUAGAGUCGGGCCACGCUAAGUUUUCAUGCCAAGGGCUUAGGGUUUGCACGACGGAUCCGAAAUGUAUGGGAAGAUCCGCGGAUCCGGAUCCAGAUCCGGAUAAUUUCAUACAUUUCGAAUCCGGAUUGCAAACCCUAAUUACGUCAAGUCAAAGGUAUGAAGUUUAUAUUAGAGUGAUGCAUGCAUUAUUACUGCCAAGUUUGUGCAAAGUUAGCGUGGUCAGAGUCUAUUUUAUUACAACUGUUAUCUAAUAUCUUGUAGAAAAUAAGAUUUUAAAUGUUGAGUAGUGAUGUGACCCCCGUCCUUAAGUGUUAUCGUAAUUAAAUGUAGCACAUAAAUACCUGAAAUAAGCUAAACCGCCAUUAUACAAUAUUUUUUUGUAAAUGUAUGUUUUAAAUAUCUGGUCUAAAUUAAAAACAGAGAAUAUAAUUAGAAAUUUAAGUCUUUAAAUACUUCAUAAAAUAAAAUGUUCCACCUUUCGUCACUUUUUCUGAGAAUCCCAAGUCAGCCUACUUUUGUUUUGACACUGGUCAUUUUUUAAAGCAAAGCUGUGGAACAUUUUUAAAACGAUAAUAAUUAGCUUCCUAUUAAAUUGUCAAUAAAGCGACUAAAUUUAAGACUGAGACUAGGUACAAUCACUUUAACAUAAAUCUAUUUGAUAUUUGUAUCAUCGACCAUUUACUGACCAAAUCAUUUAGUACAGAAUACAAUAUUUCGGCAUACGUAAAACUAGUCAUACUUAUAUCAUAAAUCAUAAUCUAUGAUCUUAAGAAUCGAACUUAGAAUCUAGAAUCUUAGACAUGUUAUCCACUACAUGUGUAAAUGGAAUACAAUGUCAUAUUUAAGAUCACAUUUUGCUUAGAGUUAGAGUGAGACGCAAUGACAUCGGACAAAGAAUUUUGACAGGUGGAAUACCACUUAAGGGUUUCCCCAGUUUUUUCUUCCAUUCUCCUCUAUAUUUCGUCACCUCAGCACUCGCUCCUUUCUUUCUUAUAUUCUCUUUCACACCAUCCAUCGUGUUUUUUCAUCUACCAUCCGCUCUCCGUCCAUCAACAUUCAUCCCUAACAUUCUUUUGCCUACAUGGCAUUCAUCCCUCCUCAUUGCAUGCCCAUACUCGUACCAUGCUAUACCUUUGGGGCCGGUACCAUUGUGGGAACCUGUCCAAAACCACUGAACAGACACCGCAAUCCACUACCAAUACAGCUCUUAUUGAAACAAAGAGCAAACGGCCGCCCAUAUUUCUAGCGAGGACCGAUUGACUCAAAACAAUUAGGUACUCUAAUAUACAAAAAAAACAUGCUAACUUACUACUACGGUUACCGGUGCCGAUGCUACUUUCAAACUUUCCCUUAUAUACUCAUUCUUAAUCCGAUCCUUUCUUGUCACUCCACAUAUCCAUCUCAACAUUCUCAUUUCCGCUGCGUACACUCUUCUUUCAUCCGCCAUUUCGUCGCCUAGCGUUCUGAUCCUUACUUUACAACAGGUCUCACGAUCGUCCUGUAGAUUUUCCCCUUAAUUUUAACUGCCAUUCGUGAAUCGCAAGUUGAUCCAGAGACCUGUUGCCAUUUCAUCUGUCCCGCAUAUAGGUAUAGUUUUUCCUUUCACGUCACACUAUAGGGACCGACGAUCGUGCGCGUUGGAGGGUCUACCAUCUUGUAGCCUAAAUUGGAAACAUAUAUGUGACACGUAUAUUGCCAAAGCAAGUGCUACCAUCUACCGUUCUCGUCGGUACGUUUCCUUGUGCACAGUAGGUUCUGCCAUCUCGUGGGCUACAUCGGAACCAUAAUCGACACAUUUACGCCUCGCGCCAAAAAUUUGACGGCUCCUAUGCUGCCCCAGUUCGUGUAAAAUGAAUCCAAAUAUAUUCGUUCAGUAGUGUUAGUACAGUCGCCAUCAGAUAUAUCGGAGCGGCCAAGGUACUUACAAUCAUCUGAACACGCCUCUAUUGUCAGGGCGUUAGAGUGCGUGUUCAGAUAUUGUGAACACCUUGGCCGCUCCGAUAUAUCUGAUGGCGACUGUACAGUAGUUUUUUCUAAGAAACAACAAAUAACACUAAUUUGUCAAGGAGGUGGGAGCUCCCUAAGCGGGUUGUUGUGAAUUACUUAAAUGUGCAUCAGACGCCGCUAGUCGGUAUAUAUUGGCUUGUAUUCCAUUUACAUUUUUUUUAUACUGUAGCAUUUAUCAUAUUAACGGUUUAACCGCCUUAGGCCCACUUGCACCAUUCCACUAACCCGGAGUUAACCAGUUAAACCUGGAGUUGCCAUGGUUACCCAUACAAUUUGACACUAGAUUAACGAUUUAACCGCUUAACCCCGGGUUAGUGGGGCAGUGCAAGUGGACCUUAGACGUCCACUUAUGCACGCGGCUACACCCCAAUAUCAACUUUCGUACAUUGCGACAAGGUUCACGGGCAUAGCAACUAGGAAAUGCUCCCGGUACUGAGUUUGUAUGGCGAGAACCGGGAAUUCCCGGUUCCGGUACACUAUUAUAGAAAGCCAGUACCGGGAGCACUCCCUAGUAGCAGCGUAACAUGUUCAUAAUUUAUAUUAAGUCCUAUUUAUAUUGUGUUGUAUUUAAAAAUAUUUUCAUUUAUUAAUUUCCACUAGACUAGGCCUUUACUGCCAAAAAAGCAUAGCUGCCAAUUUCUUCCUACUUCGUAAAUAUAAACAAUCGUUAAUUUUGGCGAACCAUGUAUCAUGUCGUCCCGAGCCUACUUUUGUACUGUCCUAUUCAAAGAUUGCGAAAUACGUAUAUAGUUAAUUAUGUUAUAUUUUCUAAACAGUUUACAAUUUUUUUUAAAGACGUUAAAAAGACAUUUUCGUGAAUUCCAUUUAUUAAUUAGUUUACUUAUACAUAUAUGUACCUAAGUACCUACACUGCCGCCUAGAAAAUUGUACUAUACUGGCUGUAACAGUCGUAAAGUUUUAUUUAAUUUGUUAAAAUCAAUGGCAAAGAAAUGAAAAGACGCACAAAGUGACAUUUAAACUAGACUAGGUCUUGUCUGUUACCUCCCGUGAUUCAUCUCACUUGAUGGUCUCAUCGGAAGAUCAGCGCUGGAAGCCACCAGGAACAUGCCGAGAUGGGGCCAUUUCGUGGCACUUUAAUCUUAUUUUGUGUUUUCUUUUUCUUUUAUAUAAUGUAUUCUACCGAUUGUUUGUGCUUACGAAUAAAUGAAUUUUAUUCUAUUCUACUAGUCUAUAUUGUGGAAAACUAGAUGGCGCUUUGUUAGCCAUGUACAAUUGUACGAGGGGUAACAAAACGUAUAGUUCCACGCCAUCUAUGUCGCUGUUCUCCUGAUGUGUUUCACCACUUUGUGCGUCUUACACAGUAAUUAUAUUAAGUUGCUGGUCUAAAUCAUUCACGUUAAAUCAUCAUCCACAUUUUGAACUCACAAUUCGUAAGUAAACCAUUGCAAAGAUGAUCAGUUAAGUGUUGAUGUUAUUAGUGUUAGUACAUUGAAAUUAAUGUUGUAGGAAUUCCAUAAUUAUUAAUGUAUUGUAGUAGUAUUUAGAAGUAGGUAAAUGUUAAUAAAGCACUUUUUUCGGCCUCGCGUAUAGUUUUUGAAAAGGGAUUUGCGCCAUUUUAUCGUACCUGUUACAUGAGAGAUACAUGGUGAAAAUACACACAAAUGGAGCAAUAUUUUAUUCGUAGCCGUAACGCUACGGCAACCUAUAUUAUUUUUUAUUCUGUAAUAUCUAUAGAAAUCUUGGAAUAGCUGGCUACAGAUAUCAUAUACCAUAUACGUUCGCCUUUAUGCCUCACCGAAUUGUUUUAGUAACCUGUGUACCUAAAAUAAAGUUCAUACUUUUCUACAACCUAUAAACCUCAAAAUGUAAGAUUUACUAAUUUCGACUUGAUAGCGAUUAGAACAUAAUUAUGUUACCGAUUAGCCUUACGAUAUAUUGCUCUACUUUGUGCGUCUUUUAAUUUUUUCCACUUUGUAUUUAAAAAAUCGAAUGUGUUAUCUGCCUAGCUUACAUAUAUCAAAGAUACAUUGAUUGAGUAAAAUGUGUGAAAUCUAAGACAAUUUUGUGCUUCGGAAUUUUAUAGGUAAACGAGAUGGCGCUGUAAAGCUCCAUACAUUUUGCGGUAACUCUGAUCGUCAAAAAUUGACGUUUGACAGUUCAGUGCGCAGUACAGCGCCAUCUGUUUUGGAUGUCAAAUUAAGGAGCACAUUUUUUUCUUAGACUUUA
Molecule: messenger RNA, 9443 nt
Organism: Cydia fagiglandana
Lineage: Eukaryota; Metazoa; Arthropoda; Insecta; Lepidoptera; Tortricidae
Exons: 9
Coding region: 606-4265 (1219 amino acids)
Cellular component (GO): nucleus
Molecular function (GO): endonuclease activity; ubiquitin binding
Source: RefSeq, a predicted model, not a curated record